Molecule: messenger RNA, 5796 nt
Organism: Punctularia strigosozonata HHB-11173 SS5
Lineage: Eukaryota; Fungi; Basidiomycota; Agaricomycetes; Corticiales; Punctulariaceae
Gene: pks3
Product: polyketide synthase
Exons: 19
Coding region: 1-5796 (1931 amino acids)
Biological process (GO): fatty acid biosynthetic process
Molecular function (GO): 3-oxoacyl-[acyl-carrier-protein] synthase activity; fatty acid synthase activity
Source: RefSeq, a predicted model, not a curated record
AUGGCCUCCUCUUCCUCACAAACGAGUGCCGCUUCGCAGAAACCCAUCGCCAUCGUCGGCAUCGCUACCGAGCUCCCUAGUGGCUCGGCCGCUGAAGAUAACCUAAGCCACGAUGAAUUCUUUCGUUUCCUGAUGCAACGCUGCGAUGCCUACGAGAAGAUACCUCAAAGCCGAUUCAACGUAGACGCAUGGAAGGGCCGUGGUCUCGGAAAGAUCAUCACGGACACGGGCACGUUCUUGAAGGACGUCGACCUGUUCGAUCACCUCGAGUUCGGAAUCACCGGCAAGGACGCCAAGAGCAUGACCGUCGGCACCCGCAAGCUCAUCCAGCUCGCGUUCCUCGCGCUCCUCGAUUCGGGCAUCGACUACCGAGGGCGAAACGUGGGCUGCUUCGCCGCCAGCCUUCCAUACGACAUCACCGCGCUGGGAGACGCAGAUGAGCUAGAACUCCGGGGCUCGUUUGCCGGCGCACCGUGCAUGGCCGCGAACAAGAUCUCCUACCAUUUAGAUCUCCUCGGCCCCUCGCUUCCUACAGACACCGCAUGCAGCUCGAGCAUGACCGCGUUCCACCUCGGAGUGCAGUCCCUCCGAGCGGGCGAGUGCGAAGCCGCCGUGGUGGGCGGCUGCCAGAUCAACGUCCGGUUCGUCGAGUGGUUCCAGUAUAGUCAAGGAUCCAUUCUCUCCCCUGACGGGCGGUGCAAGCCGUUUGAUGCGUCCGCUAAUGGGUUCUCGCGCGGUGAAGGCGGUGCGGUCGUGGUUAUCAAGCUUCUCGAGGACGCGAUCCGAGACGGCGACAAGAUCCACGCCACGAUCUUGGGGACCGGGAUCAGCGCGAACGGCUCGGCCGCACCCGCGUACGCGCCGGUCGCGGAAGGCCAGCGCGAUGCGAUGCGGCGCGCGUACCAGAGCACGACCCGAUCGCCUUCUGAGGUGAGCUACGUCGAGAUGCACGCGACGGGCACCGCGGCCGGCGAUCCGAUCGAGGCAAACUGGGUCGGGGACGCCUUCAAGCGGGACGACGACCUCCUCGUUGGCAGCGUCAAAGCCAACAUCGGCCAUCUCGAGAUCACCGCCUUCCUCGCAUCGCUCUCGAAAGUGUGCUCGAUCUUCAAGCACAAGGUCAUCCCGCCGAGCAUCAACCUCGUCAACCCGAACCCGUCCAUCCACUGGGACGAGUACCGCCUCCGCGUGCCGACGGACGUCGCGCACCUCCCGAGCCCGAUGAACGGCAAACCUCCCCUGAUCUCGAUCUGCAGUUCGGGCAUCGGCGGCGCGAACGGCCACGCCGUGCUCGAAGCGCCUCCGACCCCGCCGCCCACCUACCGCGUGCCCGCUAAGGCUCGCACCCCGACGCUGCUCCUCACCGGAGGCCUGACGCCACGAUCUGCGGCGCAGAUCGCGACGGAUGUGGCCAAGCUCGCGGAACAGAGCUCGGACGUCCAGGCUCUCGCGGCUCUGUGCGCUCGCCGGUCCCGCCAGAUGCUGUGGAGGUCGUUCUCCGUCCGUCUUCCCGACGGCUCCGUCAAGGUUCCCUUCGCGGCUCCAACGUUCGUACAGCGUGCGAGGUCGCCCAUUGUAUACGUCAUGACCGGCCAAGGCCCACAACACCUGAAUAUGGGGAAGCAGCUUUUCAAUGAGUACCCCGUUUUCCGUGGAAGCGUCCUCGCCAUGGACCAGACCUACAAGAAGGUCACCGGCCUGUCCCUGAUCGACGACAUUGGCCUCUUCGGCGACGCCGCCGGACGCGACCCGCUCCCCGACACCUGGCCAAUCGAGCUCACUCUCCCCGCCCUCGCCGUCUGCCAGGUCGCGCUCGUCGACCUGCUCGAGAGCGUCGGCGUCCGGCCGGACAUCGUCAUCGGCCACAGCGCGGGCGAGACGACGAUGCUCUACGCCGCCAAGGCGUGCUCGCGCGAGAUGGCGGUCGAGCUCUCGAUCGCCCGCGGCGUCGCGAUGGCCGUCGCCGCGAGCUGCGACGGCACCAUGGCCGCGGUGUCGUGCGGCCCGGACCAGGCGAACGAGAUCAUCGCGCGCGUCUUGGCCGGCGCAGACCCGCGGGGCAAGCUCGAGAUCGCGUGCUACAAUGCACCGGAGGCGGUCACGCUCGCGGGGAUCGUGAAGUACGUCGACCAGGCGGUGGAGGUCGCGCAGGGCAUGGACAUCUUCGCACGCAGGAUAAGGACGCACAUCCCGGUGCACUCGUCGCUCAUGGAGGUCUGCAAGGAGCAGUACGUCAAGCAGGUGGAGGACGUGUUCUCCCGCUAUGGUGGCGCGUGCUCGCCUCAAACGCAGGUGCAGAUCUGCUCCUCCAUGACGGGCGCGUUCUGGGACGGGGGCGCCAUCACGGCGGACUACUACUGGCAGAACACCCGCCAGCCCGUGCUGUUCGACCGGGGCAUCGCCGCCAUCCUCGACAAGUACCCCACCGCGAAGUUCGUCGAGAUCAGCCCACACCCCGCACUGUCGUCGUACGUCAUCAGCGCGGGCGUCGACCCGAGCUUCAUCGUCUGCCCCAUGCGCCGGUCGAAGAUCAUCAAGGAGUACGACGAGGCGUCUUCGUUCUUGAGCUGCGUCGGCCAGCUUUCCGUGCUCGGUAUCAACUCUAUCGACAUGGAGGCCUUGACCGGCCGCUCGUUUGCGUCCAUUGACCUGUCCUUGCCUGCCUACCCAUUCGCGCCCAAACGCAUUCCGCUGUAUCCGGAAGACUCGAAGAUGGUGGCCAGGUCGAGGAAAGCGCGCCACGCCCCUUUGACCGGAAAGCGACUCCGCGUGAGCGCGGAGACCCACCCGGAUCUCGCCCAGCAUAUCAUUCGCGAGGAGCCCAUCAUGCCCGCCGCCGGUUUCCUCGAAAUGGCAUUUGAGGCUGGUGCCCGCGAGUUGCGCGACGUGCGCUUCCACUCCAUGCUGCCGAUCCUGUCCUCGAAGCUGCUGUACAUCGACAUGGAUAUUGAUGGUCACCUUUGGGAAGUCCGCUCCCGGCUAUCGGAUAACGACGAGUCGUCUUAUAGUCAGACGAGGCGUCUUCAUGCGGGAGGCUACAUGUCCACGACGCCAUGCGGCGAAGCACCGGCCGUGGACGUGGCCGCUAUCAUCAACCGCUGCUCCGAGUUCAAGAUGGAAGGCGAGUUUACAUUUCACGCUCAGGACUACUCGCCAGCUGACCCUGCCAUAGGAUUCUAUGAGCAAUUGGCCACGUUCGCCCAGUACGGUCCCCUUUACCGGAGAAUUGUGGCAUGCUACAAAGGUCAAGACGAAGGGCUGUCUCUGGUCCGGGGCUUCGGGGACGACCUUGCAGAGUGGAGCGAUUACGUUGUCAACCCCGCGAUUCUCGACGCCUGCCUCCAUCUCAUGGUCCAUCCCGCGUUCAUCGGGAACUGGGAUCCCAACGCCUACUAUCUGCCCUCGGCCGUCGCCAGUGUGAUGCUGCACGAAUCAGACUCCGGCUUUUCGAUCCCAGACCAAGUCUACGCUCACACUAAGAUCCGUGCAUGGGCACCAGAUCAUAUCACGAUCGACUACAGUAUUCUCACUGUAGAAGGCCGGCCUCUCAUCACCUUAUCCGGGUUCGAGGUGGCGAGGCACGAGAUGGUCAUCACCGGUGCGCCGUUGGUUCGCUACGACUGCACAUUCGAAGAAACGGGCCACGUCGUCGACAAGGCCAAGCUUCACUCGGGACCGAGCACCCUGGACAAGACCCAGCUAUUCGAGUUCCGUCUCGGACACGAGAUGGAAUUGCAGACCGCUCUGAAAGCUGUCGACUUCGCUGAAGUGAAGACCUUGUUCUUCUACGCCAUCGAAGGGCCGAAUGGUGCAGCUGCGCGCGGCUUCGUGCGCUCACUCGCCAGGGAGCUGUUCAAGGUCACCACGCGCUUGGUCGUUCUCGACCCUAUUUGGUCAUUGGAAGAGGUGCCGUCCAUCAUCGAAGACAUAUUCCCCAUCGACCACCCGGAGCUGAAGGUUACCGACGACGGGAAAGUGCUCAUCCCGCAACUCGAAUCAUUGCCUUCCCCCACUGGACGCUCGUCACAACCCGUGACCUCGUGGGUACGCAGACAGGAGGGUAUGCAACCCGUGUCCCUCCCUCGCGCGCAGGAGAACCAGGUGCUCGUCCAAAUCACCAGCUGUUGCAGCGCGACCGCGGAGCUUCUGAGCUUCUGCGGAGAGGUCGUCGAGACCGGUUCGUCGCACCUUCCAGCUGGCACCGUCGUGCUAGGACUCUCCAAGACCCCAGUUGCCAGCCACGUGCUGGCACACGAAGACAACGUGUUCGCGGUGAAAGACCGCAUCUCGUCCGGACCUGCUGAGACGGCGGUGGGGUUGAUACACGCAAUUACAGUGGUGGGCCUUGCCUUCGGAUCGCGGGCUCUGGAGAACGCGUCACGUCUGGCUCGCUCUCGCGUGUUUGUGACCCAUUGCGAUACUCCCUUGGGUCAAACGGUUGCUUGGGCCUUGCGGUGCCUCGGAGCGAAAACCGAAACCGCAUGCAGCGUGCUGCGUUUAUCGGACAUGGAGACCAUCGCCACUUGCAACUACAUCAUAUCGGGGUCAACCGCGCCCGCGGACCUCCAGGUCCUCCGUAACGCUGCCGCUCCCUCAGCAACGGUAUUCUUAUGGAACGAGAUUCCACAAUAUCUCCUCCGCGAACCAUGGGCCUUCGCUGAUUCGUUGGCAGAACUCCUUCCCCGGCUGCCUGCUGCUCCCCCUGAGCUUAUGCUUCAGGGACAACCUCCAGCAUCCUAUGUCCAGGAUGCCGUCGUUCUUCCUCGGGAGACACUCUUUGACCCUAGGAAAGUCUACCUGCUUUUGGGUGGGAUUGGCUCUUUGGGAAUACAUUGCGCCCUGUGGAUGUACGAGAAUGGUGCUCGCGAGAUUGUGAUCACGUCGCGUUCGGGCCGGAAGUCUUUGGAACGGCAGAAAGAUAUCAACGCUAUGCGCGUGCUUAGCUACCUCGAAGGUCUCCAGGAUCUGCAUUUGCGCUUAGAGUCGUCAGACUCGACUUCAAGCGACCAGACGAAAGCGUUACUCGACUCCAUUUCCGCGCCGAUUGGCGGCAUCAUACUCAUGUCCAUGGUCUUGAAGGACAUGCCGUUCGGGGAUCACACGCAAGAGACUUACGAGGCUGCCGUGAUUCCCAAGGUCAAGACACUGGAAGUAUUGCAAGCACUCUACCCCCUUGAACAGUUGGACUUCUUGGUCGCGACAUCAUCUGCGACUGGCCUUUUCGGGAAUGCAGGACAGACAAACUAUGGGAGUGCGAAUACCCUCGUGGACGAAAUACUCCGGCCCUAUCGCAACGCAUUCUCGAUCACCGCGCCGGCGCUCCUCGAUACCUCUAUCAUGAGCAACGCGGAUGGUUUCGACCCAGAUGCUCGCCUACAACACUGGGUAUCCUGGGCGAUGUCCAGUCGACGCAUCUGCGAAUGCAUCGGAGACGGGAUUCGCCUCCUGGCCGAUCGAGAGCUCUGGCUCUACGUUCCGGACAUCGAUUGGUACCACAUGCAGCGCGACUUCGGCACCUCACACUUCUACGACCACAUGGUCAAGGUACCGGAAACCGCGAACCCGGUUGCGCUGGAGGAUCCCUCGGUUUCCCUUAGAGAGCUCGUGCUCCAGUUCCUGGAAGUCGAUCCUCAGGACUUCACGCCCGAGGUGCCGUUCACGGCGUACGGCCUGGAUUCGCUGUCCGCAGGAAGGAUGGCCUUCGCGUUGAAGCCGUAUCUCCAUGUCACCCAGGUCCAGUUGCUCGCGGACAUCAGUUUCAACGAUCUUUUAUCCCAUCUAGAGAAGUCCAAAUAG